CAGAACCACUCACUCCCACUCCCACUCCAACUCCGUUUCAAAUUCUUCCUCUCAUCUUCCCCUCAGUUUGAAAUCCCCAAUUAAGAUCAAUUUCAGUACAAGGUGAUGGAAGAGGCCUACAAUGAGGUGAUGCGGAUAAUGGCGGAAGAACAGGACGGGUGGUCAACGCCUACUCGUGGGGAAUGCCGGAUACCGGCGGCUUCGGCGUGUCCUCCACCGCCGAAGAAGAAGUCGUUAUCGUUCGGGAAGAAGAGGGAGCCGCCAAAGGAUGGGUAUUUCAAGCCACCUGAUCUCGAACUGUUCUUCUCGAUGUUUACCCGAAGACAAGCUUGUUCUUAGGUAGGUAGGUAGGUAGUCGCCCCUGAUCGGAACUCCUUUUGGUUUUUGUUGAUCGACUUUUUUUUUUUUUUGGUUGGGUCUCAACAAAAACUGAUGUUUAUAUUGUACAAUUAUAUCGAUCUUUUUGGUUUUUCUGCCUAUGGGGCUAUUAAAAUAUUAGGGUUUGUAUAUUAUUCUCUCGACGUAUCUAUAAUAUGUAAACCAUUAAUGGCGACCUCACUCCUCUGUAUAGUUUCCAAUCUUUCUUCUUCUUCUUCUUCUUCUUCUUCUUUUUCAUGUUUAGUUUCGUCCUUUUGGUCCCUGUUUCAGAACAUCGAGGGAGGGAACCGUGGGAAGUGAGAACUGGAAUAUGGACGUGCCCUGUGGGUUGAAAUUGGAAUGUCUUUGAGUCCAAUAUGGAAUUUGGUUGGGUUACAAAGAUGUCAGGCCCAAUGGGCCUGGAUAAUAUAAUAAUCCAAAGCUA
Molecule: messenger RNA, 802 nt
Organism: Rubroshorea leprosula
Lineage: Eukaryota; Viridiplantae; Streptophyta; Magnoliopsida; Malvales; Dipterocarpaceae
Source: the annotation of a GenBank genome assembly